GCAAAAAGGCACGCGAGACACAAAGUUCGCGUCUGUUGCUUGCCCCAACUCCUUUCGAGAGAAGCGCUGGCUGCUGCUACACCCACUCACCGCUGUUAUUGCCGCCAGCCGGCAGGCAGAACGAGACUGUGGAGCCGGUCAGCGCGCCGCUGCGGGAUUUGGCGUCCGGCGCAGUUUCUUCCCAUUGAAGCCUCUGGGCUCCACCGGGCUCUGCUGCUGUUGCCCCCGCAGCAGUAGGUUUGGCCGCUGCCUCCGCUGGCUGAGGAAAAAGAAGAGGAGGAGGAGGAGGAAAAGAAGAGGAGGCGGGGAGGGGAGGAUGGAGCCCGGCAAAGAGCCUGGGGCUUUAUCGGCAUCAGCGGACAAGCCCGGCGAGCAGGAGCCGCCGUCUUCCUUUCAGGCCCGGCUGUGGAAAAAUCUACAGCUGGGGGGCAAGGGCGGCAAAGUGGCUGCGGAGCGCCGCAGUGCGGAGACCUCGCCGUCCCUUCUUCGUCCGGCGGCGGCCUCCCAGCCGCCCAGCAAGGGGGAUUUGGCGAGCGGUGGCGGCGGCGCCAAGUGGGGCGGCUUCAAGCGCAGGAAGCACGUGCUGGACCGAGUCAUCUCGUCCUCGCAGCCCAACCUGUGCUGCUCCUCCGCCGAGCCCCUGGAGGCUGGGAGCACCGAGGCCGGCUCGGCUCUGCGCCGCCUGCGAGAGCAUUUCCUUCACCACCCCCAGGGCAGGGGGCAGCAGCACGCCGCCGCCUCCUCCUCGGCGUCUUCCUCGGUCUGCUCUUCGCCGCUUCCUCCGCCUGCCCCCGCCAGAGCAGGCAAAGGAGGCGGGGAUGGGCCCCCCAAAGCUCGGACUGCUGAGGGGGAGCAGGAGGCGCGGCGACCUGGAACGCAUCUGUCCCACCAGAAGAGCUCUUCUCUGCCCGGCACCACCUGCUUGGAGCAGCUGUUGCAGGAAUCGCCCACCAAGGGCAAGGCCAAGGGAACCCAGGGCGGCAGCAGCCCGGCGGUGAGUCCUUUCAGUUCAGUUGCUAAUGCAGAAUUACCCUUGGCUGAUCCUGGAAUGUACCAGUUGGACAUUACAUUAAAAAGCGGUCAUAAUUUAGCAGCUCGUGAUCGAAGAGGGACAAGUGAUCCAUAUGUCAAAUUUAAAAUAGGUGGAAAAGAGAUCUUCAGAAGCAAAACAAUCCAUAAGAAUCUUAACCCAGUGUGGAAUGAAAGAACUUCCAUCUUUGUUGAGCAGUUAAGGGAACAACUGUAUAUAAAGGUCUUCGAUUAUGACUUUGGCCUCCAAGAUGAUUUCAUGGGAUCAGCAUUUUUGGACCUCAAUUCUCUAGAACAAAAUAGGUCAAUCGACGUUACGUUGAGUCUGAAGGAUCCGCAUUACCCAGAUGAUGAUCUUGGAACUAUAUUAUUGUCUGUGUUGCUGACACCAAAAGAACAACCAAGGGAAGUGACAAUGCUAAUGAGGAAGAGUUGGAAAAGAUCAAGUAAGUUUCAGACCCAGAGUUUACGUCUGUCAGACCUGCACAGAAAAUCUCAGCUAUGGAGAGGGAUAGUCAGUGUCACUUUGAUUGAGGGUCGUGAACUCAAGGCCAUGGAUCCAAAUGGACUCAGCGAUCCCUAUGUGAAAUUCCGGCUGGGACAUCAGAAGUACAAGAGUAAGAUUGUCCCAAAAACUUUGAAUCCUCAGUGGAGGGAACAGUUUGACUUCCAUCUGUAUGAGGAACGUGGUGGAAUUAUUGAUAUUACUGUGUGGGACAAAGAUGUUGGCAAAAAGGAUGAUUUUAUUGGCAGGUGCCAGGUUGACCUGUCGACCCUGACUAAAGAACAAACUCAUAAACUGGAGCUGCCUCUAGAGGAAGGAGAAGGCUUUCUGGUACUGCUGGUCACCUUGACAGCCUCGGCUACAGUCAGCAUCUCUGACCUCUCAGUUAAUUCCUUGGAGGACCAGAAGGAACAGGAAGAAAUUCUAAGGAGAUAUAGCCUAGUGAGGAUGUUUCAUAAUAUGAAGGAUGUGGGAUUUCUCCAGGUGAAGGUCAUCAGAGCAGAAGGUUUGAUGGCAGCUGAUGUAACAGGCAAGAAUGACCCAUUUUGUGUAGUUGAGUUGAACAAUGAUAGACUGUUGACACACACUGUAUACAAGAACCUUAACCCAGAAUGGAAUAAAAUCUUCACGUUCAAUAUUAAGGAUAUCCAUACAGUACUUGAAGUGGCAGUUUAUGAUGAAGAUAGGGAUCGGAGUGCUGACUUCCUGGGCAAAGUGGCUAUUCCAUUGUUGUCUAUUCAAAAUGGUGAACAGAAAGCCUACGUCUUGAAAAACAAGCAGCUGACAGGGCCAACAAAGGGGGUCAUCUAUCUUGAAAUAGAUGUGAUUUUUAAUGCUGUGAAAGCUAGCUUGCGAACAUUAACGCCCAAAGAACAGAAGUACAUUGAAGAAGAAAACAGAAUUUCUAAACAGCUUUUGCUAAGGAACUUUGUUCGUAUGAAGCGUUGUGUCAUGGCCCUCAUAAAUGCUGCCUACUAUAUAAACAGUUGCUUUGACUGGGAUUCACCACCAAGGAGCCUUGCUGCUUUUUUGCUCUUUCUAUUUGUGACUUGGAAUUUUGAACUCUACAUGAUUCCUCUGAGCUUGCUGUUGCUGUUGGUGUGGAAUUAUUUUCUGAUCGUAUCAGGGAAGGAUAAUAGACAACAUGAUACAGUAGUGGAGGACAUGUUAGAGGACGAGGAAGAAGAGGAUGACAGAGAUGACAAGGACAGUGAAAAGAAAGGAUUUAUGAAUAAGCUCUAUGCCAUCCAGGAAGUGUGUGUCAGUGUCCAGAACAUCCUUGAUGAAGUGGCUUCCUUUGGAGAAAGGAUAAAGAAUACCUUCAACUGGACUGUUCCAUUCUUAAGCUGGCUGGCCAUUGUUGCCUUCUCUGUGUUCACAGUCAUCCUAUAUUUUAUUCCACUGAGAUACAUUGUCCUUGUCUGGGGUAUCAAUAAAUUUACGAAGAAACUCCGAAGUCCGUAUGCAAUUGAUAACAAUGAAGUACUUGAUUUCCUUUCCAGAGUUCCUUCAGAUGUACAAGUGGUGCAGUACCAAGAACUGAAACAAGAUCCUACUCACAGUCCAAGUCGGAGAAAGAAAAACAACCCUGGCUAGCCAAUUUCAUGUGCUGUGGAGACCAGCAUCUGUUCUAGGAAAAAUGAGCCCAAGACCUAAGGAGUAUUUCCUCUCUAUAAGCUUUAUUUAUUUUGCCUUUUCAUCACAAUGGAGAAAACUGUAAAUUCUAUACAAAGGGAUUUAUCAGUGAAUAUAUAUUUGUGCAGGACUAAAAAGAUGGUUUCACAUAUGGCGUAUGCUUUUUGCAAACAUUGUUAGAUGAGAUGGUCUAUUGAUAGAAUGAAUGUGAAAUGGUAAGUGAUGGGACUCAAACAAUUGGGUAGCAAAAGUAGUGUUAAAUUAUGCUUUUAACUCCAGCCCUGGUUAAUUUUUAAAAGGUAAAGAUUCAUGCAUGACCCAUCUUUUUAUCUGAGAAAGAUCAUUGAUAUUGUUUUAAAUGUUUUCUACAUUCACUACCAGUAUAAUGCAAAGGAACUUAGUGCAUUUUAUUUUUAAAAAAUCUGUAAUUAGAUCCUGCUGCAAAUAAUCAACCAACUGGGGCUUACCUGAACAUGAGCAGUCUACACUAUAUAUGAAUGUUUGACUGGAUCUCCAAAGAUUUAAAGAGAUUUCUUAACACUUUUAUCAUUCCACCGCAAGACUUUGGAAGAAAACACCUGUAUCUGAAAUACUGCCAGGUUUAUAACUGAUUGCAUAGCUAAGUUUUUAUAUCACCACGCCUCUUGAUUUGUACUAACUGGCUUAGUGAAUAAUCUGCAUUUUAGCUCAAUUGUAAAGAAAAUAUUAUCAGACUAAAACUAUAUUGCUUCUGGUGUCAGGGUAUGAACACCUUUUGUGCACAUAAAGAAUGCUGAAACUACAAUGUUUGCUUCCUAAUUAAAAUGUCAUGUUAAAAGACUAUAGCAUAAUACUUUGCCAUGGCGAAUGACAGUGUAGAGGAAAAGUACAAUAUUGGUAGAAGAAUUGAUAUACCAGUUUAUAGAAGGGAAAUAUGGUUUACAUUUCAAAACAUUACCAUUGUCUAAGGAGUAGCUAGAGACAUUUUGUUAAGCUGUGACCCUCAGAGGUCAGGUAUGUACACCCAAGGACUUUACCAGAUAGUCUUUACAGAGAACUAGCUCCAAGUGAGGUACUGAAGGACGAAGUAAGGAUAAACUGAUUUUGAACUCACAGGAAAGAGAGUGAGUGAGUGAGUGAGUGAGUGGGUAUUGCUGCUGUUCAUACAGGGCAUUCAGUCUGACAUGGUUGCUUACCAAGUUCUGUUGCACUACUGUCAAAAUAGUACUUUGGGGUUGGGGAAGAGAAUGAUAGUAUUGUAUGCACAGGAAAAUGUAGAUACAGUUACUUAUGCCUAAAGGUAUUCUUAAAUUGCAUUUCUCAUGAAAGCUAAUUUUGAAAAUUAUUUUUAUCUUAAAGAUUUGUUGCUCUUUCUUACAAAAGAGUUAUUUUGAUCUUGCCUGUUUAUAUAACAUAUUUAAAGAAUGCCAAACAAGUUCUCUUACUACAAAGAGGGUCUGACCUGAAUAUUCUGUGGUUGUAUUGCCAAGUGGUAGUAAUUUAUUUAAUUUUGACAUGUACUCAUGAACCUGUCUCUCUCUUUUUUAUUGCUGAUGAACAAUAUGCCUACAACUAACCUUACUGUAGGAUCUGCACUGAUGUAACUAUGGAGGCAGGGGCUUCUGCAAUGUCCUGUUUAAUACACAAAACCUUUUUUCCCCCUCUUUAUUUGUUCCCUUAAUGUCUUAUCAUUCUUUGAGCCAUUUUUCUUGUACAAAAUACUUAUUUAACAUUAACUCCAUUAAACUCAUAUAACAAA
Heteronotia binoei (common prickly gecko) is the source of this 4907-nucleotide messenger RNA. RefSeq names its product multiple C2 and transmembrane domain containing 1 (gene MCTP1). The transcript is spliced from 21 exons. The record is from RefSeq and is a predicted model, not a curated record. The coding region runs from base 317 to 3130 and encodes 937 amino acids. Gene Ontology annotation, molecular function: calcium ion binding. Lineage: Eukaryota; Metazoa; Chordata; Lepidosauria; Squamata; Gekkonidae. Gene Ontology annotation, cellular component: synaptic vesicle membrane. Gene Ontology annotation, biological process: regulation of neurotransmitter secretion.